Molecule: messenger RNA, 2852 nt
Organism: Pecten maximus
Lineage: Eukaryota; Metazoa; Mollusca; Bivalvia; Pectinida; Pectinidae
Product: probable serine/threonine-protein kinase DDB_G0282963
Exons: 5
Coding region: 1-1587 (528 amino acids)
Source: RefSeq, a predicted model, not a curated record
AUGAGGUUUGAGCUCCCUCAGCGCCGGAAAAGGCUGCCUUGUGGCGAUAUUCAGGAGAUGUUGGAACAGGACCAAAUCCAAUUCGACUGUAUCUAUAAAGUUUGUGAUUGUCAGGAGGAGUACGAUAAUUGGUUGAUAAGUAACUGUAAAGUUACCAAUAUUGGAAAAGGCCAAGACGAAACAGAUGAUAAAACUGGUAGUCAAUGUAACUCAAAAGAUAAGAAGAAAAAUAAUAAAAAUGACAAUGAGGAGACAAUCAAUACUUCGUCGCCAUCGAAUGACAAUGGGGUUUCAGAAACAACGACUCAUUCCAAAACAAAGAAAGGGAAGGGGACAAACUCUUGUAAGAAUGAUGAGGAAACUGAACCGGUAGAUCGUGAAUCUACCACUUCCAGUACGACGAAAAAGGGUAGUAAGAAGAAAAAAGGGAAAAAUACUAAUUCAAAUACAACUAGUAUUUCACCAACUUCUCAUGAAAAUAAGAAUGGCAAAGGCAAAAACUCUGUUGGGAAUGAAGAAAAUGAUAAACCGGUAGAUGAUGAAUCUAGUCCGAAUAAGAGAAAGGGAAGCAAAAAGGGGAAGGGAAAAGAUACUACUGGAAGUACGACAACUAGUGUUACGCCUACAUCUCUGGCGAGUAAACCAAGCAAGAAAGGUUAUAGCCAACAGUGUCAUGAAUACGACACAGAGAACGAGACUGGACCUACCACGGACGAGAUUGGACCUACCACGGACGAGAUUGGACCUACCACGGACGAGAUUGGACCUACCACGGACCAAACUCGUGAAACAACGUCCGAAUCAUUACAGACAGAUAUUGACAAACACUUAUCUGGUGAAGACACGGAUGGAACUACAACCGAUAACGUUGAUGACGUCAGCACAAUUACAAUCAAAGAACUUGAAUCAACCUUCAGUGUUUUUUCAACUACUGUUGGCGCAGAAAUGCAUGGGGAUAGUGGAUCUACAACUACCGGUAACGAUAGUGAUAUAUAUGAUACAACCAAAGGAGAGGAACGCAUCACAACAGACGUAACUUCCGGUGACGUCACGAACAAUGGAAAUCAAAAUGAGACAACAAGUCACUUUGUUGAUUAUACAAUCGACAGUGGAGAAGGGCGGGCUGGUUAUACAAGCACUGGUGGAUAUGAGAAUAUCACGAACAAUACCAAUGGUUCCUUUACCACACAGAGAAUGGCUAUGUCUUCAGAUGCUGCAGUAGUUACACAGCCACCAGAGACUGCUACACUACAAAGAUCUGGUUUACCUUUCCACGAGACGUCAAUGUUUAAUUAUGCACUAGCAGGAGGCGUAGCCGGCAUUGUCAUUCUUUUGCUUGUGGUAUUGUGCUUUGUUCUUUUCACCAAGGACAGAAAACGAAAAAAGAAACAGAGGAUAUUUUUAGACUCCAUGAACCUGCCACCGCCCCCGCAUUCACCUGCUGAAGAGAAUCGCGCCGUCUCUAGUCGGAAAUCUUCAAUGCGACUCUCCAGGACCUUCAGUCUAAAAGAUCAGCGGCGUUCCUCUACCCGAAUGAAAUCAUUUUCACUGAAGAAGAUUGACCCGCCAGACACAAAAGAUGUGUGAUGUUAUAAGAAAUGUAUAAGUAAGAGGAGGAUGACAUGAAUAUAAGGAGAUCAGACCGACACAAUUUAUGUUUGAUGUUUUGUGAAGACUAGUUCGACCGACACAAUCUAUGUCUGAUGUUAUGAGAAGACAGGUUCGACCGACACAAUAUAUAUUUGAUAAUGUGAAUACUGGUCCGACCAAUUCAAUUUAUGUCUGAUGUUAUAUUAAUACUGACUCUCCUAAGAUUUGACGUGAAUACUGUCCUGGCUGAGAUGUGAAUACUGUCCUGGCUGAGAUGUGAAUACUGUCCUGGCUGAGAUGUGAUGUGAAUAUUGACUAGCCUGAGAUUUGAUGUGAAUACUGACCCUCCUGAGAUUUGAUGUGAAUACUGACCCACCUGAGAUGUGAUGUGAAUACUGACCAGGCUGAGAUGUGAUGUGAAUACUGACCCGCCUGAGAUGUGCUGUGAAUACUGACUCUCCUGAGAUUUGAUGUGAAUACUGACCUGGCUGAGAUGUGCUGUGAAUAUUGACCCGGCGGAGAUGUGAAUAUUGACCCGCCUGAGAUGUGCUGUGAAUACUGACCCUCCUGAGAUUUGAUGUGAAUACUGACCCGGUGGAGAUGUGAAUACUGACCCGGCAGAGAUGUGAAUACUGACCCGCCUGAGAUAUGCUGUGAAUACUGACCUUGCUGAUAUUUGAUGUGAAUACUGACCCACCUGAGAUGUGAUGUGAAUACUGACCAGGCUGAGAUUUUAUGUUAAUAAUGAUCCGCCUGAGAUGUGAAUACUGACCCACCUAAGAUGUGAUGUGAAUACUGAUCCGCCUGAGAUGUGAUGUGAAUACUGACCCGCCUGAGAUGUGAUGUGAAUACUGACCCGCCUGAGAUGUGAAUACUGACCCGCCUGUGAUGUGAAUAUUGACCAGCCUGAGAUGUGGUGUGAAUACUGACCCGCCUGAGAUGUGUUGUGAAUACUGACCCGCCUGAGAUUUUAUGUGGAUACUGACCCGCCUGAGAUGUGAAUCAUACACAUAAUGUUUGAUGUUUUAUGUUGAAUGUUUUCAAGGAAAGAUACUUUGUCCAAAUAUAAAGUUCUUAAUUUUGUUAUAUAUGAAAUACGUAUUGAUCAUUGUCUUUAACGUAACAAUUAAUUGAAUACCUUCAUAAUAGGUCCCUAUGUCCCGUAUCACUUACGUUUGAAUGUGUCGGUUCAACCAAUAUAUCUUUAGAAGUAGAUACUAUUUAUGUAGAAACUUACAUUUUUAUAUAUCGAGUCCUGAAAU